This is a messenger RNA of Acanthosepion pharaonis, 864 nucleotides long. NCBI's taxonomy places the organism in Eukaryota, Metazoa, Mollusca, Cephalopoda, Sepiida, Sepiidae. The record is from the annotation of a GenBank genome assembly.
AUGGACUUUUUUUUCUGCUUCUCUCAUUUUCCUUGUAUCUUUCUUUAUUCCUCGCACCCUUUUUUCCUGUUUGUCUCUUCCACACUAUUUUUCUCUUUCUAUCUCAUUUCUACUCAAACUUACAUUAUUUAUAUUCGGCUCCGUUUCAUUCAAGCGCACCCUUAUCCCUCUUGUCUCUUAUUUUCUUUUUAUCCCUCUCACUUUUAUCUCUCUCUCUCUCUCCCCUCUCUCUCUCUCUCUCUCUCUCUCUCUCUCUCUCUCUCUCACCUUUUCCGUUGUUCUUUUAUUCCUUCAUCAUUUUCCUUCAUGCAGCGCUUAUUUUAUUUUCAUUCCUUUCCCUUUUCGUUUGUUUCCGUCCGAAUGAGUUUUACUUUCUCUCUGCCUCUUAAGGAAGACGUUAAGAUAUUAUUGCCUUUCCUUGCUUUAUUUUACUUUCACCAUCGUUUUGCUUUCUUUCGACUCGUCUUUCUUCAUUAUCUUUUUUUGUUUAUUUUCUUCUUUUUGUUUUCUAUUCAGAAAACACUAUCCUUUCCUUUCUUGUUUCUUUUGUUUUAUCCUGUCUUUAUAAAUGUCUUUCUUAUAUUCUUAUUUUCCAUUUUUUUCUUUCAAUUUUGGCUGCUCUUUUUUUCUUUCAUUCUAUCUUUUAUUCUGUCUUUAUUUUCUUUACGUUUUUCUUUUUUCUUUAAUCUUCUCCUUUUUAUUAUUCUUUUGGGAUAUUCUUCUUCAUUUUUUUUUUUUUUCUUUAUUUAUGCAUUCUUUUUUAUGUCUUUCUUUCUCUCUUUCUUCUUUCUUCCCUCUCCGCUUUAUUUUUACUCUUGGUGUCUUUCCGAUUUUUAUUUCCUUUUUGUUCUUUGCUUAGUAUGA